This is a messenger RNA of Aspergillus clavatus NRRL 1, 1518 nucleotides long. Its product is annotated as MFS transporter. Gene Ontology annotation, cellular component: membrane. Lineage: Eukaryota; Fungi; Ascomycota; Eurotiomycetes; Eurotiales; Aspergillaceae. The record is from RefSeq and is a predicted model, not a curated record. Gene Ontology annotation, molecular function: transmembrane transporter activity. The transcript has a single exon. Gene Ontology annotation, biological process: transmembrane transport. Bases 1 to 1518 code for a protein of 505 amino acids.
AUGAGUGACACGGAAGCCAACGAUGGCCUGGACCUCCAUCAAACCCGCUCCGGCUGGUCCAUCGCCCAGAGCCUCUCCCCCCUCCGCGAGACGCUCUUCAUCUUCGUGAUCUGCAUGGCGCAGUUCAUGACACAGGCCGGGCUGGGAAGCCAGUUGGCCCCGCUGACCAUCAUCGGCGACUCCUUCGGGAUCGACGACAACGGCAUCCUGGCCUGGUUCAUCGCCGGCUACUCGCUGACCGUGGGCACCUUCAUCCUCUUCUUCGGCCGCUGCGGCGACUGCUUCGGCUACCACAUCAUGGUCGUGAUCGGUUUCCUGUGGCUCGGCCUCUGGUCGCUGGUCGCCGGCGUCGCCGUGUACAGCAACUACGUGCUCUUCAUCUUCGCGCGCACCGUGCAGGGGCUCGGCCCGGCCAUGCUGCUGCCGAACGGGCUGGCCAUCCUGGGGGCGACGUACCCCCCCAGCCCGAAGAAGGACAUGAUCUUCGCCAUGUUCGGCGCGACGGCGCCCAACGGCGCCAUCAUCGGCGGCGUCUUCGCCGCCCUCUUCAGCCAGCUCGCCUGGUGGCCCUGGACCUUCUGGGCCAACGCCAUCGUCUCCGUCCUCCUCGCCGCCCUCGCCUGGGCCGUCCUCCCGCGCAUCCACCACCCGCGCGAUCACCACGCGCUCACCGUCCUCGGCUGGAUGCAGGAGCUGGACGUGCUGGGCGCGUGCCUGGGCGUCGGCGGCCUCGUCCUCAUCAACGUCGCGUGGAACCAGGCCCCCAUCGCCGGCUGGCAGAACCCCUCCGUGUACGUGCUGCUGCUCGUGGGCGCCGCGCUGCUCGCGCUCUUCUUCGCCUGGGAGCUGCGCGUCGCCACCAAGCCGCUCAUCCCCUUCCACGCGCUCACGCUCGACGUCUCCUUCGUCCUCGCCUGCAUCGCCUGCGGCUGGGCCAGCUUCGGCAUCUGGAACUACUACCUGUGGCUGUUCCUCGAGCGCGUGCGCGGCCUGUCGCCGCUGCUCGCGGCCGCGCAGUUCGUCCCGCCGGGGAUCUCGGGCGUGCUGGCCUCUAUUACUACCGGGUAUCUGAUGAGCCGCAUCCGGCCGGGCUGGAUCAUGUUCUUCUCCAUGGUCGCGUUCACGCUGGGCGUGCUCUUCGUCGCCAUCGCCCCGGUGCACCAGACCUACUGGGCGCUGGUCUUUGUCUCCCUGGUCGUCAUGCCCUGGGGCAUGGACAUGUCGUUCCCCGCCAGCACGGUGCUGCUGUCCAACGCGGUCGAGCGCCACCACCAGGGGAUCGCGGCGUCGCUGGUCACCACGGUCGUGAACUACAGUAUCUCGCUGGGGCUGGGGUUUGCCGGGACGGUGGAGGUGCAUGUCAACCGCGGGGGGAAGACGCUCGAUGAUAUGCUGCUGGGCUAUCGGGGGGCGCUGUACAUGGGGAUCGGGCUGGGAGGGCUAGGGAUAGCGAUCAGCAUGGUGUAUCUGGUGAAGGGCUUUGUGAAGAAAGGGUCCCCGGACAAGGAGAGCGAUUGA